AUGUUUCUAGUUCUUGUGUUUUACUUACCUACUCUAGUUUUAGCUCGUAUUGGUCAUUCAAAACAAAGUUAUUGUUUGGAUGAAAUCAAAAGUGGUACACUUUCACUUGGAUGUCCAAAUAAUCAAUUGAUAAAAUUAGGACGUAUUAUAUAUGGUUAUUCAUGGUCAAAUGAUUGUUCAUUUAUUGAUAAAGAUUGUACGAUGGAUGUACCGCGAGAUGAUAUUAUCUGUUUAACAACUACAAAUUGUACAGUUCGUGUUGUUGAACAUCCAUUAAUCUUACAAGAUUGUUGGAAUUUAGCUGCAUCUUAUGUACAAGCAGAAUUUGAAUGUAUUGCAGAAUAUUCACUACAGAAUGUUUGUCAACCUCAAGAUACAACAUUAACAUAUGGUUUUCUUUCAACACCAAAUUAUCCACAUGGUUUCUCAUCAAAUCUUAAUUGUCCAUGUGCAUUAUUUGCUUCACCAGGCUAUGCUAUUGUACUUGAAGUUAUUGAUUUUCGUUUACCAACAUGUGCUGAAGCUGGUCUUAUUCUAUGGCUUGGACAAGAUUUUCAAACAAAAUGUUUAACACAAGAUCCACUAACUGUAGUUAGUAAUAUUCAACAAAAUGUAACACUUCGUUUUUAUACAUUAGCACAUGUUAAACAUGGUGGAUUUUUAAUCAAAUAUUCUGUUUUACCUGUAUCAAAUAAUGCAACUGUACGUUUACAAUGUUAUGUUGCACCAGCAGUUAGUCGGUCACCAAUAGCACAAAAUUUUCCAAUAGAAAAUAUGCCACAACAGCCUUCUUUACAUGUUCCUAUUACGAAUAAUGAAAUGAAUCCUCCUAUUGAUCAAGGCAGAGGAAACGGAGGAGAAGGAGGAGAAGAUAGAAUUGAAGGAGGAGAAAUACCAUUUCCAUCAUUAGUUGCAACUCAUUCAAAUGAUUUAAUAAAACGAUUUCCAUCCGCACAUGAUGGUGCUCCGCCUAUUCUUGGGAUACUUGAAGAACAUAAAGAUAAUACGGCAUUGGCUGGUGUUAAUAAACAACAACAACAUCAAAUUCAAGGCCUUAAUCGAACAAUUUAUAAUCAAUAUUUAUUUCCUAAUUCAACAUCAUUUCGUCGUACAAGUUUGACAUCAAUUGUUGUUAGUGUUAUUGUUGGUGUCAUUUUUCUUCUGGUCAUGAUCAAUGCUCUGAUAUGGUUCAUUUUUUCGUUGCGACCAAGCCGUUCCAAAUCGACUACGUCUUUUCGAAAUUUAUAUCCUCAUCAUCCACCGACAAUAAGCAAUGAAACAAAAACAACAACAUCAGCAUCAGCAUCAGCAUAUCCAACACCAUUGCAUCCUCGUCGUUUUCAUUCACAAUCAUCCGUACGUCUUGAUGAUUCAUCAAUAAUGUCAGAUCAUUUAAUGCGUCGCGAUCGAAUAUUACCUCAAGCAGCAGCAACAAAUCGUUUAAAAACUCUUCGUUCAUUAAUAUUUCGUGGUCAUAGAACUCUGGGAAUUGAUCCAAUGACAAUCAAUAAUCAACAUCUUCAUCACCAUCAUCGGCGGCAGCAACAACAACAACAGCCGCAUCAAAAUAAUCGAGAUCUUGAUUCAACAUUAUCUGGAUAUCAUAUACGUUCAAUAUCACAAUCAUUAACUGAAUCUCAAUUGCCAAAAUCUCGUUAUGAAGAACAAGAAGAUUGUGUUGAACUUAAAUCUGAAUGUUCAAUUUUAACAAAUCGUAAUCAUGGCUUAAUGAAUCCAAUAAAAUCAAAUCAACAACCACGACAAAUCAAUUCUUGGGAUGACAUUUGA
Adineta steineri is the source of this 1788-nucleotide messenger RNA. The record is from the annotation of a GenBank genome assembly. NCBI's taxonomy places the organism in Eukaryota, Metazoa, Rotifera, Eurotatoria, Adinetida, Adinetidae.